GUAAUGUAGCAAUCAACAAAUCUCAAAGACCCUGGUACUGCUCUCCUCUGGCUAACACAAACUACUGCGCAAAUUCCAGUUACGUGGACUGUCGUGGACAAAAUGUCUCUUGCAUGGCCUAUUCCUGCAUCCCUCAGAUUCCCGGCUGCUCCUGCAUGAUUGGAUCCUACAAAUGCAGUGGUAACUGCAGCUACACAGCUUCUCCAGAUCUCUGCAGUUGCAAUGCAGAUACUUGCAGCUGCCUGAACGAUGUGAUUAAUAAUCCAGACAAGAAAGAGAACACUACAGAAAAAAUCAUGAAUUUGGUUGAACAGAUUGCAAAUAUGACAGGUCUGAUGUCUACGGAAGCAGCAGAAAACUAUUUGAAGAUUGUUGAUGCCACCCAGUUAACAGUUUCAACGUCGGUCAGUGCUGAAGAUGAAAAUAAAUUGGUGAAUUAUGGAAACACUUAUCUGAAUGCCUUUGAGAACCUGGUGUCUGCACUGGUGGUGCCAACAACAAAUUACACCUUGCAGAAUAUUAUGCUCAACAAUACAGAAGUGACACUUCUUGUGGUUGGAAUAAACGCAUCUGAAAAACAGAUCCCUUCAGUCAGUACAGAAAAAGCUCAAAUGGAGAUUAACCUUUUUGAGAUUGCCAAGAACAGCCCUUCAGGAUCAGCUUCUGUGGGUUUCAUAAGCUACAAUGAAAUGGGCAAUCUAUUAAAACCCAGUUUCUUCAAAUUAUCAGAAGACACAGUUAAGACCAUGAUGUCCAAUGUGAUCUCAGCUACUCUUUUCAAAACCACCAACACUAUACCAGUCAGCUUGACUGAACCAGUUAACUUCACUCUCAAACACCUCAAAGAGUUUAAUCCCAGCGCUUCUCUGUCGUGUGUGUACUGGAAUAUCAACGAGUGGAUUGUAGAUGGUUGUUCUGUUUUAAAGACCAACAGCAACUACACUGUGUGUUCCUGUGUUCAUCUGUCAACAUUCGCUCUCAUCAUGCAAACCAGUCACCCAGCAGAGGACGACUCACUGCUGGAGCUGUUGAAUUUGGUGUGUGUGAUCGUGGGGCUGGUGUUCUUCAGUUUGGCCCUGUUGAGCUUUGCUCUUUGUCAGUGGAGUCCUGGAGUGAAUAAUGUGGCUCGAAUCAACAUCUGCAUCAGUCUUCUGUUGGCUCACCUUCUGUUCCUGCUCACACAGCAGUUCCUGAGCGUCAUACGGCCUCAGCAGGUGUUGUGUGCCGUGAUCUCAGGCCUUCUGCACUUCCUCUUUCUCUCCGGCUUUGUGUGGAUGUUCAUUGAAGCUGUGAUGCUCUUCAUCUGUGUGAAGAAUCUAUCACAGAUCAGCUCCAAAAAGAGGGAGGUGCUUAGCAGUGGAUUCCUGUGUGUGAUUGGAUAUGUGGUUGCUCUCUUUGUGGUGUGUGUGUCUGCUGGUCUGGUUCCUGAAGGCUAUGGCAGCGAACAAUGUUGGAUUAAACUAGAUAAAGGUUUUAUCUGGAGUUUUCUGGGACCUGUUUCUGUCAUACUAGCAUUAAACACAAUUCUCUUCAUCAAGAUCUUCAUCACUCUGAACUCAACUCUCAAAAAACUGAAUGCUGAAGUUUCACAGAUGAAACAAACCAAGAUUAUGGUGUUUAAAACACUGGCUCAGUGUGUGGUUCUGGGUUGCCCCUGGAUUCUGGGUUUCUUCAUUAAUGGCAGUAAGGUGCUGGAGAUCCUCUUCCUGAUCUUGAACUCCCAGCAGGGAACCUUCAUCUUCCUGAUCUAUUGUGUCCUCAAUAAUCAGGUCAGGCAGCAGUACAGGACGUUCUUCAGAUGUCUUUGCUGUGGACGCAAACCCAACAACAUUGAAACUGCCCCCCAAAAUGCUAGUAUCAUGUUCAGGAAAUGAGUGAAGUGCCAUUAUCACACAGUAAAAUUCCACUACGACAGAAUCAAUGCUUAUUUUAUAAAUUAUAUAUACAUCUCAUUUUAUUACUGUCAUUAAUUUUUAAUGCAAUCUGCUAACAUCCUUUUGGAAUUAGUUU
Messenger RNA from Labeo rohita (rohu), 2010 nucleotides. RefSeq names its product putative adhesion G protein-coupled receptor E4P. Gene Ontology annotation, biological process: adenylate cyclase-activating G protein-coupled receptor signaling pathway; cell surface receptor signaling pathway. The coding region runs from base 114 to 1874 and encodes 586 amino acids. The record is from RefSeq and is a predicted model, not a curated record. The transcript has 13 exons. Gene Ontology annotation, molecular function: G protein-coupled receptor activity. NCBI's taxonomy places the organism in Eukaryota, Metazoa, Chordata, Actinopteri, Cypriniformes, Cyprinidae. Gene Ontology annotation, cellular component: membrane.